AUGAAUUUAAUUGAUAUUAAUGAGAGCAAUAUGAUUGCCGGUCCAUCUAAUGGAUCUGACAUGAGAGCAACGGUAAAAAAUCCACAGGAGCUAGCAGAGCAGCAGAGUACUCUAAAGAGUGAUCUUCCAACAACCUCUGCAAGUGCAAAUGACUGGUGGAUGGAGAUUUCGGACGAAACUGAAGGAAUAUAUCCGCGCACAGAAAAAACAGAUUUUAACAAGGAAUCUGUGUUGACUAAAACCAUGGAUGUCUUAAAAGACAAAGCAGGUGAAGCAUACAGCACACUUAACAAUAUUGAGAAAGUAUGUGCGAAGAAGGUUACUGAGACAAUGAAUGCAGUAGGCCUCUCACUUGGUGAAGAAGCACAUGAAUAUACUGAGCUCGUGCCUAUGGGAGGACCAGUUGUUGAAAAAGAUUUGCAGCACGUGGAUAAUGAUAAGAAAGGCACUGUGUAUGUUGAAAGUAACUCUGGAGAAAAUAACUCGCAGCCAUUAAGAAAUGCGCGUGUAAACGCUUCACACGAUGCAUCUGGAUUGAUAAGAACAAACAUUACACAGAAUUCUUCUCUGAAGAUAGUCUAUACUAUGCCGUUUUUAAUACUUACCUCUAUUCUGCUAGGAAUGACAUUUUAUUCUAUCAUUAUGACAAUUCUUUUGUUAUUUGAAAAGCUUAAGUUUUCAUUCAAAACAUGUGUGCGUGUAAUAUCCUCGCUUAUGGUUGGCAUAUUCGGGAAGGCUGCAGCUGAAUGUACUCUGUCUAUUUUUGGAAUACUUAUUAGUGAUCUAUCGGAUAGAAAAACCAAAGGAAGUAUGAUCGCCAUAGUAGGGAUUAUGUUAUGCACUGUCUUGGCCUUUACAGUUGGCCCCAUCUAUCCUUGUUUAGAAGAUGGGCGCAAGUUUGGUUUUAGCUUAGCUUUGAUACUUAUCUCUCUUCUUACAAUUCUUGUGUUCCUUGCAUAUAUAUUCUGCUUUGAAAGAAGAAUAGAGAAGGAGAUGCAGGAUAAGGAGAAUAUUCCUAAGCUGACUAAGAAUAUUAAAGCAGUAAUUGGCUGUUUUAUAAUGGUAGUUAUGUUCGUCAUAUUAAUAUAUUCUACUCAGCCAAUAACCCCAGAUAACUUGUUUAUUUGA
Molecule: messenger RNA, 1128 nt
Organism: Nematocida ausubeli
Lineage: Eukaryota; Fungi; Microsporidia
Exons: 1
Coding region: 1-1128 (375 amino acids)
Source: RefSeq, a predicted model, not a curated record